Molecule: messenger RNA, 189 nt
Organism: Ostertagia ostertagi
Lineage: Eukaryota; Metazoa; Nematoda; Chromadorea; Rhabditida; Trichostrongylidae
Source: the annotation of a GenBank genome assembly
AUGCUGGAUCGGCUGCUUGUGCUCGUCCUGGUCGCCUCCACAGUUCAGGCCAAAAAGAAUGAAGAUCCCGAAUGUAAGAUGACUACGCCACAAAUAAUCGAGCAUUGGGGUUAUCCGGCCGAAAUUCACACCGUCACCACCGAGGAUGGAUACAUCUUGGAGUUGCAUAGGAAUUCCAUAUGGAAGAAA